Messenger RNA from Hirsutella rhossiliensis, 918 nucleotides. RefSeq names its product PAP2 superfamily domain-containing protein. Bases 1 to 918 code for a protein of 305 amino acids. The transcript is spliced from 4 exons. Gene Ontology annotation, molecular function: phosphatidate phosphatase activity. The record is from RefSeq and is a predicted model, not a curated record. Gene Ontology annotation, biological process: phospholipid metabolic process. NCBI's taxonomy places the organism in Eukaryota, Fungi, Ascomycota, Sordariomycetes, Hypocreales, Ophiocordycipitaceae.
AUGGCUUCAGGACGCUCUGCUUCGGCCAGCAGCCACGGGAAGCGGUCCCUGGCCGGGGUCUGGAAGACGACGCAUGCGCCAGACUACGCGGGCUUGCUGGUCCUGCUGAUAGGAUGGAUACUCCUGGCCAGCCUCGUCACGCCGUUUCACCGCAUGUUCUUCAUCAACGACCUCAACAUCUCAUACCCCCAUGCCGUCCACGAGCGCGUCUCCGUGCCCAUGGUCUUUGUCUACGCCUUCGUCGUCCCCCUCGCCGUCUUCCUCGCCUACGGGCUCAUAUAUCGCCCCCCGGCCGCCAAGCACGAGGCCACUCUCCUUUCCUUUGCCAUCUCCGCUGUCCUCACCGGCUUCCUGACCGACAUUGUCAAAAACGCAGUCGGCCGGCCUCGUCCCGACCUGCUCGACCGCUGCCGCCCAGCCUCCGACACCAAGCCCAACCAGCUCGUCACCAUCGAUGUAUGCACCGCCCCAGACGGCCACGCCCUCCACGAUGGCUGGCGCUCCUUUCCCUCCGGCCACUCGUCCUUUGCCUUUGCCGGCCUGGGCUUUCUCAGCCUCUUCCUCGCCGGCCAGCUGCAUUUGUUUCGCUACGCGGCCGGUGGUCGGGACCUUAGCCGCGCCCUGCUUUGCCUGCUGCCCCUAAUCGGCGCCGCCUUGAUCGCCAUCUCGCGGUGCGAGGACUACCGCCACGACGUAUACGAUGUCUGCGUUGGCUCGGCGCUGGGCAUGGCCGUGGCCUACUGGAGUUAUAGACGACACUGGCCGAGGCUAUCCAGCCCGGAGUGCCAUGAGCCUUACCCGCGGCCGGGCUCCGAGGUCAGGUCUACGCGGUGGCACCGCGUUCGCGACGAAGAGGAGGGCGGGGCUGGUGGAGAUGCUGGCUACGAGCUGCAAGAGACUCGGACUACGUCGGGCUGA